Dimorphilus gyrociliatus is the source of this 13232-nucleotide messenger RNA. The record is from the annotation of a GenBank genome assembly. Lineage: Eukaryota; Metazoa; Annelida; Polychaeta; Dinophilidae.
AAUAUUCGUAAAGAAACAUUCGUUUUAGCAAUAGGGUGUAACAAAAUUCCAUAAAUUAUUAGGAUAAAUUACUUGUACAACAAAAACAUAUCUUGAUUUAUCAGAUAUGGGAAACUUCCAAAACUUCAUUUUCCUCAUUUUACUACUAUCGACUACUUUAAUACAAUGUCAGGAUGAUUCAAUACCCUUAGAAGAACUACCAGGAAAAAUAGAGCCAUGUGACGAAGACACAAACACCACUAACAGUGGAGAAAAAACAACAACUUCAACUUUUAAUGGAGAACAAGAAACAACAACAUCUGGUGGAGAGGGAACUACUUCAUCAAAUGAAGAACAGAAAUUUUCCACUCCCUCGCCUGGUGAACAAGAAACGACCUCAUCUAGUGAAGGAACAGAAAAAUCAACUUCUGGUACACAAGGAACAACUUCAUCAAGUGAAGGACAAGAAUUGACUACACCUUCAUCUGGUGGAAAGGGAACAACAUCAUCCAGUGAAGAACAAGGAUUUACUACUCCUUCAUCAGGUGGACAAGAGACAACUUCGUCUAGUGAAGGACAAGGAUUUACUACUCCUUCAUCAGGUGGACAAGAAACAACUUCAUCUACCGAAGGACAAGAAUUGACUACUCCUUCGUCAGGUGGACAGGGAACAACAUCAUCCAAUGAAGGACAAGAAUUCACUACACCUUCGUCAGGUGGACAAGGAACAACAUCAUCCAGUGAAGGACAAGAAUUGACUACACCUUCGUCAGGUGGAGAAGGAACAACAUCAUCCAGUGAAGAACAAGGAUUUACUACUCCUUCAUCAGGUGGACAAGAGACAACUUCGUCUAGUGAAGGACAAGGAUUGACUACUCCUUCAUCAGGUGGACAAGGAACAACUUCAUCUGGUGAAGGACAAGAAUUGACUACUCCUUCGUCAGGUGGACAAGGAACAACAUCAUCCAGUGAAGGACAAGAAUUGACUACACCUUCGUCAGGUGGAGAAGGAACAACAUCAUCCAGUGAAGAACAAGGAUUUACUACUCCUUCAUCAGGUGGACAAGAGACAACUUCGUCUAGUGAAGGACAAGGAUUGACUACUCCUUCAUCAGGUGGACAAGGAACAACUUCAUCUGGUGAAGGACAAGAAUUGACUACUCCUUCGUCAGGUGGACAAGGAACAACAUCAUCCAGUGAAGGACAAGAAUUGACUACACCUUCGUCAGGUGGAGAAGGAACAACAUCAUCCAGUGAAGAACAAGGAUUUACUACUCCUUCAUCAGGUGGACAAGAGACAAAUUCGUCUAGUGAAGGACAAGGAUUGACUACUCCUUCAUCAGGUGGACAAGGAACAACUUCAUCUGGUGAAGGACAAGAAUUGACUACUCCUUCGUCAGGUGGACAAGGAACAACAUCAUCCAGUGAAGGACAAGAAUUGACUACACCUUCGUCAGGUGGAGAAGGAACAACAUCAUCCAGUGAAGAACAAGGAUUUACUACUCCUUCAUCAGGUGGACAAGAGACAACUUCGUCUAGUGAAGGACAAGGAUUGACUACUCCUUCAUCAGGUGGACAAGGAACAACUUCAUCUGGUGAAGGACAAGAAUUGACUACUCCUUCGUCAGGUGGACAAGGAACAACAUCAUCCAGUGAAGGACAAGAAUUGACUACACCUUCGUCAGGUGGAGAAGGAACAACAUCAUCCAGUGAAGAACAAGGAUUUACUACUCCUUCAUCAGGUGGACAAGAGACAAAUUCGUCUAGUGAAGGACAAGGAUUGACUACUCCUUCAUCAGGUGGACAGGGAACAACUUCAUCUGGUGAAGGACAAGAAUUGACUACUCCUUCGUCAGGUGGAGAAGGAACAACAUCAUCCAGUGAAGGACAAGAAUUGACUACUCCUUCGUCAGGUGGAGAAGGAACAACAUCAUCCAGUGAAGAACAAGGAUUUACUACUCCUUCAUCAGGUGGACAAGAGACAACUUCGUCUAGUGAAGGACAAGGAUUGACUACUCCUUCAUCAGGUGGACAGGGAACAACUUCAUCUGGUGAAGGACAAGAAUUGACUACUCCUUCGUCAGGUGGACAAGGAACAACAUCAUCCAGUGAAGAACAAGGAUUUACUACUCCUUCGUCAGGUGGACAAGAGACAACUUCGUCUAGUGAAGGACAAGGAUUGACUACUCCUUCAUCAGGUGGACAGGGAACAACUUCAUCUGGUGAAGGACAAGAAUUGACUACUCCUUCGUCAGGUGGACAAGGAACAACAUCAUCCAGUGAAGAACAAGGAUUUACUACUCCUUCAUCAGGUGGACAAGAGACAACUUCGUCUAGUGAAGGACAAGGAUUGACUACUCCUUCAUCAGGUGGACAGGGAACAACUUCAUCUGGUGAAGGACAAGAAUUGACUACUCCUUCGUCAGGUGGAGAAGGAACAACAUCAUCCAAUGAAGGACAAGAAUUGACUACACCUUCGUCAGGUGGAGAAGGAACAACAUCAUCUGGUGAAGGACAAGAAUUGACUACUCCUUCGUCAGGUGGACAAGGAACAACAUCAUCCAAUGAAGGACAAGAAUUGACUACACCUUCGUCAGGUGGAGAAGGAACAACAUCAUCUGGUGAAGGACAAGAAUUGACUACACCUUCGUCAGGUGGAGAAGGAACAACAUCAUCUGGUGAAGGACAAGAAUUGACUACACCUUCGUCAGGUGGAGAAGGAACAACAUCAUCCAAUGAAGGACAAGAAUUGACUACACCUUCGUCAGGUGGAGAAGGAACAACUUCAUCUGGUGAAGGACAAGAAUUGACUACUCCUUCGUCAGGUGGACAAGAGACAACUUCGUCUAGUGAAGGACAAGGAUUGACUACUCCUUCAUCAGGUGGACAGGGAACAACUUCAUCUGGUGAAGGACAAGAAUUGACUACACCUUCGUCAGGUGGACAAGGAACAACAUCAUCCAGUGAAGAGCAAGGAUUUACUACUGCUUCGUCAGGUGGACAAGGAACAACAUCAUCCAAUGAAGGACAAGGAUUGACUACUCCUUUGUCAGGUGGAGAAGGAACAACUUCAUCCAAUGAAGGACAAGAAUUUACUACCCCCUCAAACAGUGAACAGGGAACAACAUCAUCUAGUGAAGGACAAGAAUUGACUACUGGCGGACAAGGCAUAACCUCUACUGAAGGUGAAGCAGCAAUUACCACAGGUGUUAAUUCGACAACAACUGAAGAAAUUCUAGAAUGUAGAAACUUUACGGAAUAUCCUGACCGUUUCCUCAGGGGAUACACUAUUAAACAACACCAUAGAAGUACGAUAGAAGAUUGCAAAGAGCUGUGUGCUGUUGAUGAUAACUGCAAGGCAGUAUCGUUUUAUAUUCCAGGAAAGUCUUGUUAUCUUCACAGUGAAUCCAAAUUUACAGCGGCAAAAAGUUUCUGGUUUUUUGAAAAUUAUAUUUAUUUUCACAAAUCAUGUAACUUUGACGACGUUUGCCAAACUAUGGAUGUAUACGAACAAAGAUAUUUUACUACAACAAAUUUAGCGGUAAAAUCCGGCCAAACUAUUGACAGUUGUAAACAAAUGUGUAUUGAUACAAAGAGCUGCAAAUCAGCAACAUACUAUAAGAACAAUAAAUAUUGUUACCUAUUCAAAGAGUCAAAAGAUACAAUGCCAAAUAGAUAUUUAAUCAACUUGAAUGCCGUUUACAUGCAAAGAUCGUGUGAAAAUGAGACAAGAUGCGAAGGAUUUGAUCAACAUACAGAUAGAUAUUAUUCUGGCAAUUUUAGAACAUAUGUUAAAGGUGUCACACUAGACGUUUGUAAAAGGAUUUGCGGAGAAGACAACACUUGCCAAUCUGUCAACUAUUACACAAGUGGAAAGUUUUGCUAUAUCAAUAAUGGAAUAGCUGUUCAAAAACCAGAAAAAUAUAAAGUAAGCAAAGGAAAAAUCUAUUUACAGAAAAAUUGUGGACCGAAAAAUGAACGCAAUUGUACGUAUACCGAAUACAAGGAUAGAAAGCUUAAUAGCUUUAAUAUUGGGUUUGUUAGCGGAAAGACAUUGGAAGAUUGUCGGAAAUUAUGCGAGAAUGACGUAGUGAAUAGAUGCAAAUCUGUAAGCUUUAGAACAUCAAAUGGAAAUUGUUAUUUACACUACGAAUCUAAAGAUACAAAGCCAAACAAUUAUAAAACAGCAACAAAACACAUUUACGUUCAAAUAACGUGUAAACAGGAAGAACGUUGUGAAAAUAUUAUUGAGUACCAAAGUAGAUACUUAGCUUCGCACUAUUCCAAUUAUAUUGGUCAACAAACUCUGGAAAGUUGUAAGACAUUGUGCAAAGAAGAUACAUUUUGCAAAUCUGCUAAUUAUUAUUCAUAUAAUAAAUACUGCUAUUUGAAUUACGAAACUAAGGAUACGAAACCUAACUAUUAUAGAGCCUAUAAUAGAAUAACUUAUUUACAUAAAGAUUGUAAUGAAGAGAAAAAUUGUACUGAAUUGAUUGAAUAUCAAGAUCGAUAUUUCUCUGGCUAUCGCAUUUCUACACUUGGACAACAAACAUUGAAUAGUUGUAAAGAAAUGUGCGCAAAAGAUAAAGAGUGCAAAGCAGCGACCUUUUACAUUCCGAGCAAGUACUGCUAUCUUCAUAGAGAAUCGAAGAGUACAAAGCCAAAUAAUUUGUGGUAUUAUAAAAAUUACGUCUACAUGCAUAAGUCUUGCGAUAAAGAAGAAGUUUGCGAAAAUAUGGAUGAAUUUGAAAAUAGAUAUAUAAGUGGAAAUUUAAUAGCAUAUAUAGGACGACAAACUAUUGACAGUUGUAAAAAAUUGUGUACUGAUGACCAGAAGUGCAAAUCAGCAACCUACUACAAUAACAAUAAAUAUUGUUACCUUCACAAAGAGUCAAAAAAUACUGUACCAGAAAAUAAUUAUCUAUUGAGUGUGAAUACAGUCUAUUUACAUAAAUCAUGCGAAAAUGAGACAAGAUGCGAAGAAUUCGACGAAUAUCCAAAUAGAUAUUUUCAAGGAACUUAUGGAAGAUAUCUUAAUGGCCAAACAUUAGAAAGUUGUAAAAAGAUUUGUGGAGAAGAUAACACUUGCCAAUCCGCCAACUUUGAUAAAAAUCGUAAAACGUGUUAUAUCAAUAGAGAAUUAAUUAGUGAAAAGCCAAACAAAUUCCUGAUAUCAACUAGCUAUGUGUUUUUAAAGAAAAACUGUGGACCGAAACCCAAACACAAUUGUACAUUCACAAACUUUAGCAAUAGACUACUUAAUAGCUAUAAUAUUGGAUCAAUAGCUGGUCAAACAUUAGAAAGUUGUAAGAAAACAUGCGAAGAUGAUUUAGCGAAUAGAUGCAAAUCUGUAAGUAUUUUAAAAAGAAGUGGACACUGCUACUUCCAUUACGAAUCUAAAGAUACUAAACCAAACAAUUAUAAAACAUCAAAUGGCUAUAAUUAUCUUCACAAAACAUGCGAAGAGGAAGAUGCUUGUAAACAACUUGUUGAAUAUCCAGAUAGAUACUUAACUUCUUUCUAUUCUAAUUAUAUUAGUCAACAAACACUGGAAAGUUGUAAGAACAUAUGUAGAGAUGAUACAUUAUGCAAAUCGGCUAAUUACUAUUCGUAUAAUAAAUACUGUUAUUUAAAUUACGAAACCAAGGAUACGAAACCAAACUAUUUUAAAGCCUAUAACAAAAUAAUUUACUUACACAAAACAUGCGAACCUAACAAUGCUUGUAUGAACUUUACAUUAUACUCUCAACGACGUUUAAAUGGAUACUAUUGGACAUAUAUUGGCCAACAAACGCAGGAAAAAUGUCAAAAAAUGUGCGGAUUAGAUGAAACCUGCAAGGCUGCAAGCUUUAACUCUCGAAAUAAUUAUUGUUAUCUACAUAAAGAAUCUAAAUCUACUAAGCCACGUUCUUAUAUAACUGCUACUGGAUGGACCUAUUUACAUAAGCAAUGCGAAGAUGUUGAACAAAAUCAAUGUGAAUUUGUUCGUUUCCCAACAAGGUAUUUAGUGUCUAAUGAUAGAUCAACUCUGGCACGGCAAACUGAAGAGUCUUGCGUAAAAGCAUGCAGGGAAGAUGACGUUUACAAUUGCUCAUCCGUUGACUUUAACACCGCGAACAAAUAUUGCUAUUUAAACAAAGGAAAUAAAGACACAAAACCAGCAAGUUUCAGAUAUGCCGAUGGCUGGGUAUAUUAUCAAAGACUUUGCAAAAAAGAAAAUAUAACAAGCUGCACACGUUAUGAUGCUUAUCCAAAAAGAACAAUAACAGCUUACACACUGGCAACAGCAACGAAAUAUACAAUUGAAAUGUGUGCCAAUCUAUGUAACAGAGACGUCAAAUGCUUAUCAUUUGAUUUCGUAAACAAGACAAAGACAUGUUACCUUAAAUCAGAAUCAAAAGAUACAAAGUACAAUUACUUCAAAGCAAAUAUUAACUAUAUUCAUUAUCAUAAAAAUUGUGAAGAAGAGACAAAAUGUACCGAUAUCCAAGAAUCGCCUUCGAGAUAUAUGAAUGCCUACAUACAUACUUCAGUAGUAACAGAUAGUUUAGAAGAAUGUAAACAACUUUGUGCUCAAGAUCGAAACUGCUCUGCCGGAUAUUUUGUCAAGUCUUCCAAAUCUUGUUCAAUAAGUCUUUACAACAAAUAUGAUAAACCAGCCUACUGGAAACUGGCCGCGGGAUAUAUAUAUAUUCAUAAGAAUUGCUCUGUUCAACCAAAAGAAGAUUGCAAAUUUGAUGAGUAUCCGAGAAGAUACCUCAGAGGAUAUGACAGCGGAAGUGUUAAAGUUGAAAGUAAAGAUGAUUGUUGGAAAAUAUGCGAACAGGAUGAUAUUAAACAUUGCAAAGCCGCUGAUUUCAAUGGAAACAACAAUAUGUGUUAUCUAAAUUCUGGUACAAAGGAUACAUACAAAACUGCAUUUUUAAUUGCCAAUAAAUGGUCAUAUUUCCAGAAAAACUGUGGAGAAAAGCAAGGAUGUGGACAAUUUGAAACAUUCCCCAUGAGAUACUUGAAUGGUUUUGACCAAGCGUCAAUAUCGGGAAUAACAAAAGAAGAAUGCGAAAAAAUGUGUGCACCAGAUAAAAAUUGCUUAUCAUUUGACUACAACAUUCCAUCCAAAUAUUGUUAUUUGAACCUUGAAACGAAAGAUACAAAAUAUUCAUCCUACAUUGCAAACAAAAACUUUGAAUAUAAUCAUAAAAUAUGCAAAAACGAAACAAGAUGCGAACAAUUCGAAACAUUCAAAAACAGAUAUUUAUAUUUAAAUGACUUGACAAAUGUUGUCACUUCAACAGCAGAUCAAUGUCAACAACUUUGUGCUAAAGAUAAAAAAUGCCCUUCCGUCGAUUAUUAUAUUCCUUCGAAAACCUGUUACAUUAAUCUGAAAUCGAAAGAAACGGCCAGGAAAUCAUAUUUGGCAAACACAAACUACAUUUAUCUUCAUAAAUCUUGUAAAAAUGAAGAAAGAUGCGAGAAAAUAUUGGAAUACGAAAACAGAUAUUUGAAUGGUUUCCAAUUGACAAAUGUUGGAAAACAAACUCUGGAAUCUUGUAAACAAAUGUGUAUAAAAGAUAAAGAUUGCAAAUCAGCUGAUUUUAACACUGCAAAUAAGUAUUGUUAUAUAAGAACUGAAACGAAAGAUUCAAAGCCGACUUCAUAUUUGGCGUCCUCUUCUUAUAUUCAUUUAGAAAAUAAUUGCGAAGUUGAAGAAAGCAAACGAAUGAAUGGUUAUUCACGAACCAACUUGUUGGUGAAGGAUUUUGAAGAAUGUAAGAAAUUAUGUGCUGAAGAUAAGAAUUGCCCUGCAGCUGGAUUUAAUAAUGCAAAUAAAUAUUGCUACUUGUACUAUGAAACGAGAUACACGAAGCCUUCUGCAUACAUCAUUACUGCCAGCUGGGAAUAUAUUCAUAAGAACUGUAAUGAAACUGUAAAAGAUAAUUGCACGUCGGAGAGACAUUUAACAAGAUAUUUGAGAGGAAAUGACAUAACAUAUGUCGCUGGACAAACUGAAGAAUCAUGUAGAAAAUUAUGUGAAGAAGACGAUGUCACUCAUUGCAAAUCUGCCGAUUACAACUCUAACAAUAAAUACUGUUACUUGAAUAAAGAAACGAAAGAAUCGAAAUCCUCUGAUUAUCUCUAUGCGAAUGGAUAUGUUUAUCUCGAAAGAACAUGCAAGCCAUCUGUCUAUCCUGGAUGCAAAAAGUAUGAUUCGUAUCCAAGAAGAUAUAUCACAGCUUAUAAUAUAGUUUCGGCAACCAAAUACACAUUGGCAAUGUGUAUGGAUCUCUGUAAUAAAGAUGAGAAAUGCUUAUCAUUUGAUUUCUACAAUAAAACAAUGACAUGCAACAUAAAAUCUGAAUCGAAAGAUACAAAGUACAGUUACUUUAAAACCGAUGCCAAUUCUGUUCAUUAUCAUAAAAAUUGUGAAGCAGAGACAAAAUGUACCGAUAUUCAAGAAUCACCAUCGAGAUAUUUGAGUGCUUACAUACAUGCUUCGGUCGUAACGGAUAGUUUAGAAGAAUGUAAAGAACUUUGUGCUCAAGAUCGAAACUGCUCUGCUGGAUACUUCGUUAAAUCUUCCAAAUCGUGUUCCAUAAGUCUCUUCAAUAAAUAUGACAAACCAGCCUAUUGGAAACUAGCUGCGGGAUACAUCUAUAUUCAUAAGAAUUGCUCAGUUCAACCAAAAGAUGAUUGUAAAUUUGAUGAAUAUCCAAGAAGAUAUCUCAGAGGCUAUGACAGCGAAAGUGUUAAAGUUGAAAGUAAAGACGAAUGUUGGAAAAUAUGUGAACAGGAUGAUAAUAAACAUUGCCAAGCUGCAGAUUUUAAUGGCAAUAAUAACAUGUGUUAUCUAAAUUCUGGUACAAAGGAUACAUACAAAACUGCAUUUUUAAUUGCCAAUAAAUGGUCAUAUUUCCAGAAAAACUGUGGAGAAAAGCAAGGAUGUGGACAAUUUGAAACAUUCCCCAUGAGAUACUUGAAUGGUUUUGACCAAUCUUCAAUAUCGGGAAUAACCAAAGAUCAAUGUUUAGACAUGUGUGCACAGGAUAAAAAUUGCUUAUCAUUUGACUACAACAUUCCAUCCAAAUAUUGUUAUUUGAACCUUGAAACGAAAGAUACAAAAUAUUCAUCCUACAUUGCAAACAAAAACUUUGAAUAUAAUCAUAAAAUAUGCAAAAACGAAACAAGAUGCGAACAAUUCGAAACAUUCAAAAACAGAUAUUUAUAUUUAAAUGACUUGACAAAUGUUGUCACUUCAACAGCAGAUCAAUGUCAACAACUUUGUGCUAAAGAUAAAAAAUGCCCUUCCGUCGAUUAUUAUAUUCCUUCGAAAACCUGUUACAUUAAUCUGAAAUCGAAAGAAACGGCCAGGAAAUCAUAUUUGGCAAACACAAACUACAUUUAUCUUCAUAAAUCUUGUAAAAAUGAAGAAAGAUGCGAGAAAAUAUUGGAAUACGAAAACAGAUAUUUGAAUGGUUUCCAAUUAACAAAUGUUGGAAAACAAACUCUGGAAUCUUGUAAACAAAUGUGUAUAAAAGAUAAAGAUUGCAAAUCAGCUGAUUUUAACACUGCAAAUAAGUAUUGUUAUAUAAGAACUGAAACGAAAGAUUCAAAGCCGACUUCAUAUUUGGCGUCCUCUUCUUAUAUUCAUUUAGAAAAUAAUUGUGAAGUUGAAGAAAGAUGUGAAAAGUUUCAACAUUUUACACAAAGACGAAUGAAUGGUUAUUCACGAACCAACUUGUUGGUGAAGGAUUUUGAAGAAUGUAAGAAAUUAUGUGCUGAAGAUAAGAAUUGCCCUGCAGCCGGAUUUAAUAAUGCAAAUAAAUAUUGCUAUUUGUACUAUGAAACGAGAUAUACGAAGCCUUCUGCAUACAUCAUUACUGCAGGAUGGGAAUAUAUUCAUAAGAACUGUAAUGAAACUGUAAAAGAUAAUUGCACGUCGGAGAGACAUUUAACAAGAUAUUUGAGAGGAAAUGACAUAACACAUGUUGCUGGACAAACUGAAGAAUCAUGUAGAAAAUUAUGUGAAGAUGAUGACGUCACUCAUUGCAAAUCUGCCGAUUACAACUCUAACAAUAAAUACUGUUACUUGAAUAAAGAAACGAAAGAAUCGAAAUCCUCUGAUUAUCUCUACGCGAAUGGAUAUGUUUAUCUCGAAAGAACAUGCAAGCCAUCUGUCUAUCCUGGAUGCAAAAAGUAUGAUUCGUAUCCAAGAAGAUAUAUCACAGCUUAUAAUAUAGUUUCGGCAACCAAAUACACAUUGGCAAUGUGUAUGGAUCUCUGUAACAAAGAUGAGAAAUGCUUAUCAUUAGAUUUCUACAAUAAAACAAUGACAUGCAACAUAAAAUCUGAAUCGAAAGAUACAAAGUACAGUUACUUUAAAACCGAUGCCAAUUCUGUUCAUUAUCAUAAAAAUUGUGAAGCAGAGACAAAAUGUACCGAUAUUCAAGAAUCACCAUCGAGAUAUUUGAGUGCCUACAUACAUGCUUCAGUAGUAACAGAUAGCUUAGAAGAAUGUAAAGAACUUUGUGCUCAAGAUCGAAACUGCUCUGCUGGAUACUUCGUUAAAUCUUCCAAAUCGUGUUCAAUUAGUCUUUUCAAUAAAUAUGACAAACCAGCCUAUUGGAAACUAGCUGCGGGAUACAUCUAUAUUCAUAAGAAUUGCUCUGUUCAACCAAAAGAAGAUUGUAAAUUUGAUGAAUAUCCAAAGAGAUACCUUACAGGGUAUGACAGCGAAAGUGUUAAAGUUGAAAGUAAAGACGAAUGUUGGAAAAUAUGUGAACAGGAUGAUAUUAAAUAUUGCAAGGCCGCUGAUUUCAAUGGAAACAACAAUAUGUGUUAUCUAAAUUCUGGUACAAAGGAUACAUAUAAAACAUCAUUUUUAAUUGCAAACAAAUGGUCAUAUUUCCAGAAAAACUGUGGUGAAAAGAAAGGAUGUGAACAGUUCGAAACUUUCCCAAUGAGAUAUUUGAAUGGAUUUGACCAAGCGUCAAUAUCAGGAAUAUCAAAAGAGGAAUGUGAAGAAAUGUGUGCAAAAGAUAAAAACUGCUUAUCAUUUGAUUUCUAUAUCCCUUCGAAAUAUUGUUAUUUGAGCCUGGAAACUAAAGAUACGAAAUACACAUCAUAUCUCUCUUCUAACAACUAUGAAUACAACCAAAAACUGUGCAAAAAUGAGACAAGAUGCGAGAAAUUCGAAAGAUUCAAUAAUAGAUAUUUAAACGGAAAUGAUUUAACAAGUAUUGUCACUGGAACUGUUGAGAAAUGUCAGGAAUUAUGUGCUGAAGAUAAAUCAUGCUCAUCUGCCGAUUUUUAUAUACCUUCGAAAACUUGCUAUUUGAAUUUGAAAUCCAAGAAUACGGCUCGAACAUCAUAUUUGGCAAACACAAAUUACAUAUAUCUUCACAAAACCUGCGAAAAUGAAGAAAGAUGUGACAAGAUAUUUGAAUACGAACAUAGAUACUUGAAUGGGUUCGAAUUAACCAAUGUUGGAAAACAAACAUUGGAAUCUUGUAAACAAAUGUGUAUAAAAGAUAAAGAUUGCAAAGCCGCUGGUUUCAACAAUGGAAACAAAUAUUGCUACUUGUACUAUGAAACGAGACAUACAAAACCGUCUUCUUAUAUUAUUACUGCAGGAUGGGAAUAUAUUCAUAAGAACUGUAACCAAACUGUAAAAGAUAAUUGCACAUCAGAGAGACAUUUAACAAGAUAUUUGAGAGGAAAUGACAUAACAUAUGUCGCUGGACAAACUGAAGAAUCCUGCAGGAAGUUAUGUGAAGAUGAUGAUGUGACAAAUUGCAAAUCUGCCGAUUACAACUCUAACAAUAAAUACUGUUACUUGAAUAAAGAAACGAAAGAAUCGAAAUCCUCUGAUUAUCUCUAUGCGAAUGGAUAUGUUUAUCUCGAAAGAACAUGCAAGCCAUCUGUCUAUCCUGGAUGCAAAAAGUAUGAUUCGUAUCCAAGAAGAUAUAUCACAGCCUAUAAUAUAGUUUCGGCAACCAAAUACACAUUGGCAAUGUGUAUGGAUCUCUGUAAUAAAGAUGAGAAAUGCUUAUCAUUUGAUUUCUACAAUAAAACAAUGACAUGCAACAUAAAAUCUGAAUCGAAAGAUACAAAGUACAGUUACUUUAAAACCGAUGCCAAUUCUGUUCAUUAUCAUAAAAAUUGUGAAGCAGAGACAAAAUGUACCGAUAUUCAAGAAUCACCAUCGAGAUAUUUGAGUGCCUACAUACAUGCUUCAGUAGUAACAGAUAGCUUAGAAGAAUGUAAAGAACUUUGUGCUCAAGAUCGAAACUGCUCUGCUGGAUACUUCGUUAAAUCUUCCAAAUCGUGUUCAAUUAGUCUUUUCAAUAAAUAUGACAAACCUGCCUAUUGGAAACUAGCUGCGGGAUACAUCUAUAUUCAUAAGAAUUGUUCUGUUCAACCAAAAGAAGAUUGUAAAUUUGAUGAAUAUCCAAGACGAUAUCUAAAUGGGUAUGAUAGUGAAAGUUUGAGAGUUGAGAGUAAAGAAGCUUGUUGGAAACUAUGCGAAGAAGACGAUAUUAAACAUUGCAAAGCCGCUGAUUUCAAUGGAAACAACAAUAUGUGUUAUCUAAAUUCUGGUACAAAGGAUACAUAUAAAACAUCAUUUUUAAUUGCAAACAAAUGGUCAUAUUUCCAGAAAAACUGUGGAGAAAAGAAAGGAUGCGAGGAAUUUGAAACAUUCCCAUCGAGAUACUUGAAUGGACUUGAUCAAGCUUCGAUAUCAUCAGUAUCAAAAGAAGAGUGCCAGGAAAUGUGUGCAAUAGAUAAAAACUGCUUAUCAUUUGACUAUAACCUUCCUUCGAAAUAUUGUUAUUUGAGCCUUGAAACUAAAGAUACGAAAUACAACUCAUAUCUCUCUUCUAACAACUUUGAAUAUAAUCAAAAACUUUGUAAAAAUGAAACAAGAUGUGAAAAAUUUGAAAGAUUUAAUAAUAGAUAUUUGACCGGAAAUGAUUUAACAAGUAUUGUCAUGGAAACAGUUGAAAAAUGUCAAGAAUUUUGCGCCAAAGAUAAAUCAUGCCCAUCUGCCGAUUUUUAUAUACCUUCGAAAACUUGCUAUAUCAAUCUGAAAUCCAAGAAUACGGCUCGAACAUCAUAUUUGGCAAACACAAAUUACAUAUAUCUUCACAAAACCUGCGAAAAUGAAGAAAGAUGUGACAAGAUAUUUGAAUACGAACAUAGAUACUUGAAUGGGUUCGAAUUAACCAAUGUUGGAAAACAAACAUUGGAAUCUU